Pangasianodon hypophthalmus (striped catfish) is the source of this 7145-nucleotide messenger RNA. It is a transcript of the gene abhd3, whose product is annotated as abhydrolase domain containing 3, phospholipase. Gene Ontology annotation, molecular function: A2-type glycerophospholipase activity; glycerophospholipid phospholipase A1 activity; monoacylglycerol lipase activity. The transcript is spliced from 9 exons. Bases 166 to 1410 code for a protein of 414 amino acids. The record is from RefSeq and is a predicted model, not a curated record. NCBI's taxonomy places the organism in Eukaryota, Metazoa, Chordata, Actinopteri, Siluriformes, Pangasiidae. Gene Ontology annotation, biological process: medium-chain fatty acid catabolic process; medium-chain fatty acid biosynthetic process; phosphatidylcholine metabolic process.
CUGCGCUUCACGGACGCGGAGAUAACCGAAGCGCUCGCGCAGCCGGCUCGCGCUCUGCCGCAACGCACCGGGUGACUGACACACGCGCUCCAGACCCCCAAGCCAAAGCUUAUAAAUAGAUUUGAUAAGAAAUAUAUAAAAAAAAAGAGAGAGAGAAGCCCCAUCAUGAUGUCACUGGAUCUUAACCUGCACGUGCUAACGAAGGAGCUGUCGGUGUAUCUGGAGAACCAGGUUCGGGUCGGUGGCUUCCUCGGCUCCGGGGUCGGGCUGGCGCUCGCGCUCGGCUUUGGCGCCGCCUACGCCUGCUACUACUGGACGUCUGUAGCCAAGAAACCAAAGCUUGUAUCUGGAGGGAAGAAGUUUUAUGAGUUUCUGAAGGAGAAUUGCCCCGUGGUGACGGAGACGUAUUACCCCCCUUUCUGGUGCUGGGAGAGUCGGGUACAAACUCUCCUCCGGCCGUUUGUCACUGCCAAGCCCUGGGUCUCCUACAGGAAUGAGCUCAUGAGAGCGCCAGAUGGAGGUCAGAUAUCUCUGGACUGGUUUGAUAAUGAAGACAGCCUCUCUCACCCCGACUCGCCCACUCGGCCCACCGUCCUGCUCCUGCCCGGUCUGACCGGAACCAGCCGCGAGUCCUACAUCCUGCACAUGGUGCAGCAGAGCCGAGAGCUCGGAUACAGAUGUGUUGUGUUCAACAACAGAGGCGUGUCUGGCGAGAAGCUGCUGACUCCUCGGACGUACUGUGCAGCGAACACGGAGGAUCUGGAGACGGUGAUUGAACACGUCAAUAACACUUACCCAACCUCUCCCAUCAUGGCUGCUGGAGUCUCCAUGGGAGGGAUGAUGCUGGCGAACUAUCUGGGUCGUAAAGGUCACGCUACGUGUCUGAAGGGUGUGGUGGUGUUCUCAGCCGGCUGGGACGUGUUCGAGUGCACCGCUUCGCUGGAGAAACCUCUCGAUCGCUUUCUCUUCAACUCCUACCUCACCAGCUGCCUUCAGGCCUCCGUACACCGACACAGGCCUGUUCUCGAGCGGAAUUACGACAUAGACCAUGUGAUGAAGGCUAAAACCAUCCGAGAGUUUGAUGAACGUUUCACCUCAAAAAUGUUCGGCUACCCGACUAACGACGAUUACUACCGAGACGCCAGCCCCAUCCACAAGCUGAAGUCGGUGCAGGUGCCCAUGUUGUGUCUCAACGCAGCAGACGACGUUUUCUCGCCGAACCACGCUAUCCCUGUCGAAGCAGUGAAGCAGAACCCAAAUCUGGCGCUCCUCAUCACGUGCCAUGGCGGCCAUAUUGGAUUUUUGGAGGGCUUCUGGCCACGUCACAGCACCUACAUGGACCGAGUUUUUCGGCAGUUCGUCAAGGCGGUCGUUGAAAACGGCAGCUCGCUAACAGACCUAGCAAGCUAACACAGUGAUGACCCGCUCAGCUACAGCGCCCCCUACACCCAGGAGCAAAAAAAACACAACAACAACAACACAACAGCUACAUUUUCUGAUCGAGACAUUCGGUUGUUUAUCUGAUCACAACAUCGCUCGUGGAUUCAGAUCACUCGGCCUGUUCAUCCUUUUCUUUCACUCUUCACUUAUGUCUUAGUUUAGAUGUGUAGAUUUGUGCCCAUGUGAGUGUGUGUGUGUGUGUGUGUGUGUGUGUGAGACUCUUAAUUCAGGUUGAGAGAACAUUAGGUUUUCAUUAUACUGUGUAUAUUUUGAAGUACGCUGUUUUGACCAAUGGAUCAACUGGAAGAAAAACAACUUUGUGAAUUUCUUACUCAUCCAAUCAGCACUCAUUUAAUUCCAGUCUGCUUUAAACUGGCACUUAAAUAACCUUCUGCUCCAACCUGCAAAGAUUUAUUACACACUUCCACUCGAAAUCUCGACGCUCCAUAAACGUCUGUCACGGGCGAGACACUACAGGAGAACAGGGGCAAAUAAAAUCACUAAGGAAGAAAGUAAAUAAACAAAUAAUUCACAAUUCAUUUCACUUGAUCGCUAAUAUUGUAACAAGUCCUGCUUUUAUAGUUGAAUUCCUUCACAUAUUGAUAUUUGAUAUUUAUUCAUGCAAAUGAGUUAGCAAAUUAUGUAAAUGUAAGAGGCCGUGUCUCAUUUAUCAAUUAUUUAUUGUUUAAUCAAGAAAAUACCAUGGAAUAGAUGUGCUUUAUCCAAAAAAUCUGCGUUUUUAUUAAAAAUGCUUUUUUAAGACCAUUUUCUGUACAACAUCGAACGUAAAUCUGACAAUAAGCAGCAUUUUGGGAAAUUGCUCUUUAAUAUCCUUUUAAUAAGAGAAGAUAUAAUUUAAAUUGAAUGACUACAGCUCAUCUAGAAAUAUUUUGGAUUUGAAAAAAUGAGAAAAAAUAGAAAAAAACUGAUUUUGCGAAAACUAAAUGUUUAAAAAUGCCCGAUGUGGAUUAAGGUGAUUCCUCUCUAAUUAUUGUGGUUUCUAAAGGAAAUUGAGGUGUGUAUCGUAAUGAGACUUACACUGACAUAAAUAUCAGGAAACGAGCUUUUCACAGAAAUAUGACGUGAUUGUGAAGUGGGAGGAGCUUAAAGAGUCAGAUAAUUGCGAACGAAAAAAAACAUUUUUCUGUAUUUUUCAGACUUUUUCAUUAGUACAGUUUGAGCGGAGGUGUGUGUGUGUGUGUGUGUGUGUGGUAUAGAUGUGGUUUAUCCAAAAAAAAUCUGAGAAAUGAUUGACAAACUCAUUUCUGGCUGUAGUGUCUCGCCUUAAACGUCUCAUUGCAUUAAACUCGAUUGGCCACGAUCCGUCCAUCCAUCUGUCAGUCCAUCCAUCCAUCCGUCCAUCCCUUCUUCACAACACUUGAGUAUUUAUUCGUUUAGAUAUUCAGCGGACUCGUGAUUUGGGUCGAGAGGAACCGUUUUGGCUGCAUUCCCAUGAUAGAUGUAGAUGACAUUCGUGAGAACGCUUGGCUGAAACUGAGCCGCAUGCACACGGAUUAAUAACACACACGAUUCACACACACGCAUCAUGAACAAGAGAAAUGCAGUUUUUAGACAAUCCCUCACGCAGUAGUGAUAAUACGAAUAAACUGGCAGCACGAGCGUUCGUAUUCUACGGCUGUUUUAAUAGUAUGAAAUAAAGAUUUAUAAAUUGAACUUUUUUUGCCGAAAAAUAGCUAGCCUUUAACGGCUUUCUCUUAAAUAAGCUAGCGAGUGUUACACUGGGAUUACAUUACUUAUUGUUGAGUAUGUUAGCUUAACGUAAGUAUCUCUCUAACAGCUUCAUAAGGUGUUACUAAUACCAAUAUGGUAUUAAGUAUAGCUAGCUGGCUAGCAUUGCACUGAAAGUUUGUCAUAGGACAUAAAUAGGUAACUAAUUAGCUGCCUUGCUAGUUAACAUUACCUUGAUAGCUAGCUAGUUAUCGGCAUGGUGUUAAAAAAUCAUGACUUUUGAUCUGCGUUUUCUCAUAACGCUCUCAUGGACGUACAUGGAAGAGCGCAUAUGAAAGCAGCUUCGAUUAAUUUUAAAAUAUGACUUUUAAAUUGAAUUUUUUAGGCAAAGAAAACUGAUUUUAGUCACUGCAAAUGUGAACGUACCGUAUCAUGAACUUUCAUUAUAUUUUAUGCUUUGACAUAAAUGAUUAAUUUAUUCAUUGCAUUUUGUCCCUGAAGUAAAACAUAUGUGAUCUAGUAGUGCUUAAGAAAGCAGCGUAGAUCUGAUUUUCUUUUUCAUUCCAAAAUAUUAAGAUCUGUCGGUGCGUUCAAGUCAUGUCGGAAAGAUGGGAAUUACGAGGUGAACACACAUGAACAUGAACACCACCACAAAGUCGUAAUUACGAGUGGGAAACUCGGGAUUUUCUUUCAGCGCUGAGUUUCUGAGAAGGGGGCGUGUCAGGAAGAGAACAUGGUGGAAUCAGUGGAUACAGCGUCUGUAGCUGAUGGUUAAUUAGCUGAGUAUUUAUCAGUGAAUUUAUCUUUAUCAGGCUUUUUUAUUUACAAUAAAACAAGCUAAUUUCCUGCACAAAAUACGAUAGCAUUGUACAAUUACAGUAUAAUAUGUAACGAUAGAGUCUACAGUGGCUUGGUAAAUUGAUUAGAAACAUAACGAAGCAAAACACACCUCAUGCGCUUUGUUUCUUCUUCAUUUUCUAGAAGUAGAGUUAAAAACAUUGCUGUAUUUUUUGGAGUUAAUUAAGAGAAGGUUCACCGCCAUCUUGCUCCGACUAAAGUGACCUGAACGCACCUGACGUCAUAAUUAAUAACUUCCCAACUCGUAAAUAUGAACUUCCCAGGAGCACUCGAACACACAGUGUGUCUCUGUUCACAUUUAGUAAAAAAAAACAGGUUUGGAUCACUGUAAUGUGAACACAAUGUGUGUGUUUUCAUUACAUUUAAUGUGUUGGAGUAAAUUAUUAAUUUAUUAAGUUGCUUUUUUGAGAGAUUCACACGUUUCUUUGGCCUAACUGACUUUAAACUGACUUUAAACUGACUUUAAACUGACUUUAAACUGACUUUAAACAGUAAAACAGUUCACACGCUCCUUCAGUGAGAGACACUGAUCUGAAAUCAGCUCCAGAGACACUCAGUAGUUAAGUGUGAAAGCGGGAUUAAGUCUUGUUGAAGCUCGUUCCUGGCCGUCUCUCCUGUGAGAUGAAUAUUCCCAGCUGUCUUCAGAGCCUCGCUGCUUAUUCGAUCUUUGAGGACUUUGUCAGAGUGGAUCAGUUCCUUGCUCAUUAAACGAGUGGUUUGUUCUGCUGCCUGCGCUUCUCGCUUUCUCGCUUUGUAUCGCGAGCAGCUCCCAUCCACCAUCCACCAACCUGCAGUCAGGAUGUUUCUUCACUUCUCUCUCUCAGAGGAUCUCCAUCCGUUCUUUCAGAUAAAUGAACACAGAUCAGUACACUAAAAGAUGAGUGUCAUCCUCUCUCUCUCUCUCACUCUCUCUCUCUCUCCUAUUCAUCCUCAUUUGUUUCACUGAUUGAAAAUAUACCAUAUAUAACAGAUCAUUUUUAUAAAUAGCUUCUCUCUGUAUUCAUUCCUUUCUUUACUUCCCAUCUUCUCAAUCUUCUUCCCUCUUUAUUCCAUAUUAAACCAUCGUUUCUUAUCAGUUGCUUCUUAUUAUUAAUUCAACUCCUUCCAUAUUUGUCCUCCUUUUUUAUAUAUUUUUUUCUUCAUUGCUUUUUAGCAUCUUUUCUCAAUCUCUUCUCCAUUUUCUUUACUAUUUCAUCUCCAUCUUCUCCCACCCUUCUGCAAAUUUUACCCAUUUCUUCUCUAUUUCUUCUCCAUGUUUAACCACAUUACCAACAUCCUCUCCAUCACUUCCUCAUUUCUUCCUGCCUUCGUUUUUAUUCCCUUCUGUACAGUUAUACAGUUCUGUAUGCACAGUAGGCACGUCUGUUAAGUUCUUUUAAAAAUCACUAAACAACUGUUUUUCUUUAUUGUCUCAAAGUAAACAAAUGGUUGGAUUUGACUCUGAAACUGGGAUUUGCUUCCUCCUGUGGGAUAAAUCAGAUAGGUGACUUGACUCCAGGUAAUAAGAUUGCAAAGCGUUGUUCACAAAACUCAUCUUUAGGUUGAAUAAGUGUUUUAAACAGUUGUACUGACUUUUUCAUGGAUUUUUGUUCAACCAUCACAACAAAACCACUCAUUUAAACCUUUUUCAAGUUGUUUUUUUUUACAGUGUAAUGUCUUCCUCAGUUCUUCAUUUCUAAUCACACAUCUUCUCAAUUUCCCCCGUUUCUAUCCAGAUUUAUUUUUUCAGUUAUUUACAUUUUUUUUCAGCCUCUUCCUUUUUUAAAGCGUAUUUUUUAUCUGUUUCUUUCCCCCUCUCUCUCCUCUCACUGUCUGUAGCAUCUUAGCCCUCAGGGAUGCAAGGUUUCACAAUUUAAAUUCAUUCUUUUUCAUUUGUCAGUAGUUUAGCUUUACAUGGUAUUGAUAUUUGUUAAAAAAAAAAAAAAAAAAAGAGUAAAUUACAGAUUGUAGCAAAAUGGUUGUUUCUGUUUGUUCUGCAUGCACUUAUCCCCGUCGUUUAUUCCAGCAGACGUUGGCUCUCUUUAAAAAAAAAAAAAAGAAAAGAAAAGAAAAAAAGGAAAAGCAAAAUGUACAGUAGAAGACAUGAAUAAUUCACCGUGAAUGUGCUUUCAUUGGUCGAUUUCUCCUACCUCUAAUAGUUUUAAGCAGAUUUGACCAGUUUCAGUAUUUCAGAAUUCAGUAAUGAAAAUAAAAGAAAAAUGGAGUUAAAGCCUGUUAUCACGCUCAGCAGCUCCGUAUUGGAGAGAUCCGCUUAUAUUUUACACCAAACUGCACAAACGCUUGUGUUAACGUGAAAAUAGUGAAAGCAAGAUGGUGUCAUUUUUCCAGCUAGUAUGAUUCUAACCAAUUAGCAGCUUUGAAAAGAAAAAAAAAUUGUAAAGACGUUUUAUAUCUUGCACAGUUGGAGUUGCUGUGACGUAGUUGAGGAUGUGAAGGUCUAUGUGACAUUCUUGCUGUACUUUUUUUUGUAUUAAUCUCUGCUUUUCAGCACUGUUUUACCAAAACACAGUCUGUGUACAGUUCUAUCAGCUUGUUGCUUAGCAACCAUGCUAAGUAAGUGGCUAUCCGAGUAAAGUAGCAGUGUUAUAUUAUGUACUAGUUAGAGUAGAACAAAUAUAAACACCUAAAAUUAAUGUAAAAGAAACUUCAAAUGAUCGUUCAUCUAUGAUGAUUUUUGAGUCGAUCCAUCAUCUAUCGAUCAUCUGAAAAACUUUACUUGAGUAGCUAAAGUAGCAGAAAGUUGGCAAGGCUUCGAUCACGUGGGACGAGUGCGCAUUAAAAACAGUACUGGAAUGCAGUCUUGGUGUGUUUGGAUGAAAAUCCUGUUUAAAUGGAAAGUGUUUAAUUCCACAUGUAUGUAAAGAAACUACUUUUUCCUCCAGUUACUGGAGCAGGUGUAACUGUUAACGAACUUCUCGAGGAAAUCGUCCUACUAACAGCGAAACCCAUCACACAUGACAUAACUCACAGCACAACGGCAGAUAGAAUUAUUUUUCACCAACAAGUGUAUUUCCUUUUAUACAUUUCUAAAAGGAUGGUCUUGUUUUCAGCAAUAAGACGAAAAAAAAGAAGAAAUGUGGAUGUAGAUAAAGCCUAUGCACAGGUACUUGGAUGAAAGUGCAUUUGCUGUCUUGAAUAAAUUAUGGAAUUAAAACUUA